AUGUCUAGUCAGCGUCUUGUCCUAGGCCUCCCACGUGUCUUGCCGUCGCUGCCGCCUUCGCUUGCGCCGCCGUGUGGUCCCUGCGUCGAGGGUCGGCUGCGCGCCGCCCCUCACUCCUCCUCCCUUCGUCCGGCCACCGAGCCUUUUGAGACGCUUCACUUGGACGUCUGGGGCCCCGCCCCUCGUCUAGGCCCUGAGCGUGAGCGCUACUUUCUGGUGGUCGUUGACGACUUCUCCCGCUACACCACAGUGUUCCCUCUGGCGAAGAAGUCUGAGGUGACUUCUACGCUGAUCAGGUGGUUGCUCACCACCGAGGACACUCGUGGUCGUCGUGUCAGCUGCCUCCACUCCGUCCGUGGGGGUGAGUUUCGCUCCGGCAUUCUCGCUGGAUUCUGUCGCGAGCAGGGCAUUCGUCAGUCCUGGACGCUUCCAGAGUCCCCACAGCAGAAUGGGGUUGCUGAGCGCCGCAUAGGCCUGGUCAUGGAGAUCGCCCGCACCUCCCUGACUCACGCCUGUGCCCCCCAUUUUCUGUGGCCCUACGCGGUCAGGUACGCCGCGCACCAGCUGAACCUCUGGCCACGUGUCUCUCGACCAGAGGUUUCACCGACCAGUCUUUGGACAGGGUCCCCUGGUGUUGCGUCGCGGUUUCGUGUCUGGGGGUGCUUGGCUCUUGUCCGCGACACCUCCGCGGACAAGCUCUCGCCUCGUGCCGUCCCCUGUGUCUUCCUUGGUUUCCCUGAGGACUCCUCUGACUUCACCUUUUACCACCCUCCCUCUCACCGGUUCUUUGACUCCCGUGACGUCCGUUUCGAGGAGUCCACUCCGUACUACGUCAGGUACCCCAGUCGAGGCUACCCCUCCUCCUUCGGUAGCCUCUCCGGUACAGCCUCCCUCCCCACAGUCCUCCUCGCAGCAUGCCGCAGGUGCUAG
Closterium sp. NIES-65 is the source of this 930-nucleotide messenger RNA. NCBI's taxonomy places the organism in Eukaryota, Viridiplantae, Streptophyta, Zygnematophyceae, Desmidiales, Closteriaceae. The record is from the annotation of a GenBank genome assembly.